This is a messenger RNA of Musa acuminata AAA Group (dessert banana), 2537 nucleotides long. RefSeq lists its product as uncharacterized. NCBI's taxonomy places the organism in Eukaryota, Viridiplantae, Streptophyta, Magnoliopsida, Zingiberales, Musaceae. Gene Ontology annotation, cellular component: perinuclear region of cytoplasm. Bases 229 to 2241 code for a protein of 670 amino acids. The transcript is spliced from 4 exons. Gene Ontology annotation, biological process: intracellular calcium ion homeostasis; RNA processing. The record is from RefSeq and is a predicted model, not a curated record. Gene Ontology annotation, molecular function: RNA binding.
AGAUGGACGAGUUGAUGUUAAACCGAGUCCUGACUCGGACGAAGUUCGAGUUGUUAUCAUGCCCCGCCUUCGGACACUCGACGACACCUCUCUCCGCCGCUACCCAACGCCGCCAAUCCCGUCGGAGGGCCACCGCAGCCAUCAGUAGAGCUCGGCCUCAUCUUCUUCUCGCUUGGUCGGGUGAUCUGUUUUAGGAAAAGGAGGAAACAUUGUACACUUCUUACAGUGAUGGAUCGGCAAGCUCAGGAGUACUUAACAGCCAUGGCCUUUGCUCAGCAACAACAGCAGCAGGCAAGCAUGCAACCACAACAACAGUUUGGAUUUCAUCCACAACCUCAGCAAUUUCCUCAUCAAGUACAUGGUUCACCAUUCCUGCCUCCUCAUCCCUCUCAACCAUUUCCUGCCUAUCAUCACCACUUUCCCCCACAGCAGCAGAUUUUUCCUCAUCAUCUUCCUCUUAAUCUUCAACAACAACAGCAGGCCUUAGCUGCCUUAGAACCUCAUAAUUUACCCCUUCAUAUCAUGGCACAAGCGGCUUACACACAUCCAUAUGAGUCAGCUCCACCAGUUGCUCCACCUUCAGAUCCUGAGCUUCAACAGCGGAUUGAUAUGUUGGUGGAAUAUGUUGCCAAGAAUGGCUCUGAAUUUGAAUCUAUGGUCUGUGAGAAACAGCGUGACAAUCCUGAUUACAGUUUCCUUUUUGGCGGCGAAGGACAUAAUUACUAUAGAUAUAAGUGCUGGCUAUACACACGACCACCUGGUGCACCCUCCCACCAUUCUUUCCACUCCUCUUCAAUGCCUAUGAUUCCUUCAUCUCAUAAUCCAAUGUUAAAUCCAUCUGCCGUAAAUCCUACUCUCAUAAGCACUCCAGCUGGUCCAACGGGUUCUGUGUUCGGAGCACCACAGUUGCAUCAACCUUCUUAUCCACCCUUUUAUGAUCAGCAUCAGAAGUUGCACUCCCAACCUUUCAUGGGACAACCUCGACCUGAUUAUGAACUGUCAACAAAGUCAUUCAAGGGGCUAUCAGGUCCACUUCCAUCUGAUGUUGCUGCAGAGCUUAGUAGUGUGCUUAUCAAUCUUACUGGCACCAAAGAAUCAAUAAAGGGGGCCAAAGUGUGGUUUAUGCAAAGGUCACCUUUUGCACCAGCUCUAGCUGAGUCACUUAGAGACAGAAUUUUUGCUUUAGAUGAUUCUGAGAGGCAGAUGCAUAUCAUUUUUCUGGUCAAUGACAUUCUCUUUGACAGCUUGCAACACCGAAUCAGUCCUCAAGAACUGGAUAAUGAAGCACUUGCAUUUAGACCUGUGUUGGGAUCCAUGCUUGCAAAAAUUUACAAUAAUCCUCAUAACAAAGAUGCUAACCAGUCUCGUUUGGAGAAGAUAUUACAGUUUUGGGCAUCGAAGGAAGUGUAUAACCAGGAUACUGUUACUAGCCUUGAGAGAGAAAUGACUGGUGGAUUACCAUGUCGGUCAGCAGCACAAGUGGAAGCAGUAGGUGGAUUAAACUCCUCAAAUCUCACAGGCUUAACACCACAACAAUGGUCAGACAAUAAAAAUUCUGAUCUGAGUUUCCAAAGUCAAGAAGUCACCAACAAACAUUUGCUUCCAACUUCAGCUCUGCAGUUCACACCUACUGUAACACAGCAGACUCCAUCCUCGCUCACUCUUCCAGUCCAACCAACUGUGCCGACAGCUCUCCCUCAGCUGCAACCCAAUUCCGCAGCCAGCAUAAUGGAUCAAGGUCCUUCACCUUAUCCUUUGUUCCCUCCUGGCCUCAUCCCUGACAUGGUGAGGAAGACGCAGAUCGGUAGUGGUGUUCCCUACUCUCCUUUAAGUACUCUUGAUAUCCCCACUGUGAUUGCCCCAUCCACCAUGUCCCCUUCAAAGGUUCUCGAUCAAGUGUCCAAGUUCUUCAAAGAGAUUGGAGAGAUCAACCCAUCAGAAGGGCCAAUUAGACAGUCUGCAUCAGAUGAUGAAUACGAUGAAUGUGGGAUGGAUCCUCCCGCUCGAAAGGGAGGGGCAUGCAUUCCUCCACCGAACUUGAAGAUGGAUGCAGAAACUGGAGCGUAUGCUGAUGGUAGCGUUGAUCGAAAAGCAGGAUCGGGUGGCUCAGGAAGGUUGGGACUCGGAGCCACUGCAGACCCCAAUGAGGUGAGCCAGUACGAUGAUGUCUAUUCUUCCUAUCGCAAACAGAGAAGCACCAACUAUCAUUCUUCAAUGAGUGCCAGAGCUGCAUCGAGGUGAUGGAGAAACCCUUGCAUCCUUUGUCAGAAAUCAUGUUCGAUCCUGGAAUGCACCUUACUGUGAUAGAUCACACCAAAAUCUUGCGCUACUUCCGUGGCUAAAUAUUCGGCGCAAGUUUGCUUCUGUUAUUUAUAUCGAACUUUCGCCUAUCAAAAGAUUGUUCUGUCAAAGGUUCUUCAUGUAAAUGGCUCUUGCUUGCCCGCACCGAGUUAACAAUUUCUUUUGUUUCACAACUUCGUCAAAAUUGUAACUGGUCUUGCUGAAAGCCAUGAUUUGGACUUGGAUUGAACCUGUUA